AUGUUCUUCUCACGAGGUUCUCUCCUCGGUGCCUUCGUGCUCUCGGUCGCUGCUGUUCCCUUCCCAGGUACUCAUAAUGUCCACGAGAAGCGAGACGUAACGUCACAUGUUUGGAUCAAGCGUGAUAGACUUGAUGCGUCUGCUAAGAUUCCUGUUCGAAUUGGCAUGACACAGAGAAAUCUCGAGAAAGGGCACAAUCUCUUGAUGGAAGUGUGAGAUCUCACCCAAUUCCCAAACCGCGAAACCAUUUAUUGACAUACUUAUAGCUCUUCUCCUGACUCCGCAAAAUAUGGCAAACACCACACUGCUGAAGAAGUGGCUGAUAUCUUCGCUCCACACAAAACAACGACUGCUGCAAUCAUUUCCUGGCUUGUAGAGUCCGGUAUUCCAGUUGCUUCUAUUUCCCAAUCAGCCAACAAACAAUGGAUGCAAUUCGAUGCUGCUACUUCUGAGCUCGAGUCAUUACUCAAAACUGAGUAUCAUGUUUACGAGCAUGCUGAGAAUGGCAAGAGUACUAUCGCGUGUGACCAGUAAGUUCGUUUCUAUUUUAUGAAAACCUUUUCUAAUCUCAGAACACAGGUACCAUGUUCCGGCUCAUAUUCAAGAGCACAUUGACUAUAUUACUCCUGGAAUUAAACUUCACAUACCCAUGCGUAAGCGUAGCAAGGGAUCAGUAGACAAGAGGACCUUUGGAGUUACUGGAGGGAAGAAUCGUGUGGUACAUCCCCCGGAUUUCAGACCGAUGCCGGACUUUAUGGCUCAAGCACCGACCGGCUGUGACACUAUGAUCACUCCAGAAUGUAUCAAAGGUUUGUUCUCAAUGCGUUUAUCCUUCAGAACCAAACAGUCACUGAUGUCGCUUAUUUGCCAGUAUUGUACAAUAUCACCGAGCCAACCUUGGCAGAUUCCGGAAACGCCAUGGGAAUCUUUGAGGAUCUGGGAGAUGUCUACUCUCAAGCCGAUCUCAAUUCAUUCUGGGCGAAAUAUGCAAAGUGAGUUUAUCUGGAAUAGCCGUCUCAAAUCCUAUCUCACAAACAACAUAGAAACAUCCUAAGAGGUACAGCACCAACAUUGAAUGCGAUCGACGGCGCAGUUGCACCCGUUUCCGUCUCCCAAGCUGGGAUAGAAUCAAACUUGGACUUCCAAAUCGCAUGGCCCAUUAUUUACCCUUAGAAAACGAUUCUUUUCCAGACCGAUGACCCGCCCACCGAAAACGACUACCAGUAUAACGGGUUUCUCAACAAUUUCCUUUAUGCCCUCGAUGGUUCUUAUUGCCUUGAGACUCAGGAUCCUUUAGACCCGCAAUACCCGAAUCCUUCUAAUCAGGCUGGUGCUUACAAGGGUGCUCUUCAAUGUGGUGUUUAUAAGCCUGUGAGCUUGAUCAGCCUCCUGUGAGGAGUCGUGGCUGAAUACUGGUAGACAAAUGUUAUUUCCAUCUCGUAUGGAGGUGACGAGAUUGAUCUUCCGGUUGCCUACCAAAGACGACAAUGUGCUGAGUUCAUGAAACUUGGUCUUCAAGGAGUGUCCAUCGUUAUCUCUUCUGGGGAUUCUGGUGUUGAAGGACGAAACUGUCUAGGAUCUUCGGGUAAGCUGCUGAAAGAUUCCUCCCUUCGUCUAUAUUAUAAUAGUGAACUUUCGAAGGGCGUUGGUUGUCAAUUACAACUAACAAGUAACUAGGCAAAGUUUUCUCCCCCGAUUUCCCAGCCUCUUGUCCGUAUCUUACUGCAGUCGGAUCAACGUUCCUGCCAAAAGGAGCAAACGUAGCAACCGAUGCUGAGGUAGCCACAAGCCGUUUCCCAUCCGGAGGUGGAUUCAGCAACCUCUACCAGAUACCAUCCUACCAAGCAACAGCAGUCUCAAACUAUCUCACGAGAUUCAAGCCAACCUAUAAAUCUUACACCACAGUCAACCUAACCAACAUUGGCGCAAGUGGAGGUCUCUACAACAGUGCCGGCAGAGCUUAUCCAGAUGUUGAAGCUAUCGGAGAUAACAUUGUUAUUUUCUCUAAUGGAAGAGAGGGAUUGAUCGGUGGUACUUCUGCGAGUGCCCCGGCUUUUGGGGCUAUUCUUACGAGAAUUAAUGAAGAGAGACUUGCAGCUGGAAAGUCGACGGUUGGUUUUGUGAACCCUACUUUGGUAAGAAAUUCUUUCUCCUACAGUACAGUACCAUUUGGAGGCUUUUACUGACUUUUUGCAGUAUUCCAACCCUGGUGUUCUUCAUGAUAUCACUACAGGUACCAAUGAAGGAUGUGGUACAAGUGGGUUCUCUGCUUCAGCUGGUUGGGACCCUGUCACAGGACUUGGUACUCCAAAUUAUCCUGCGAUGUUGGAAUUAUUUAUGGGUUUGGCAUAG
Molecule: messenger RNA, 2352 nt
Organism: Hymenoscyphus albidus
Lineage: Eukaryota; Fungi; Ascomycota; Leotiomycetes; Helotiales; Helotiaceae
Source: the annotation of a GenBank genome assembly